AUGGAUAAAGCGUAUGCCCGGAGAGCGGUCACCUCCCCCACCCAGGGGUCCCACCCCACUCCAGCACUCCAGGGGUCCAACCCCACCACCCAGGGGUCCUACCCCACUCCAGCACUCCAGGGGUCCAACCCCACCACCCAGGGGUCCCACCCCACUCCAGCACUCCAGGGGUCCAACCCCACCACCCAGGGGUCCCACCCCACUCCAGCACUCCAGGGGUCCAACCCCACCACCCAGGGGUCCCACCCCACUCCAGCACUCCAGGGGUCCAACCCCACCACCCAGGGGUCCUACCCCACUCCAGCACUCCAGGGGUCCAACCCCACCACCCAGGGGUCCUACCCCACUCCAGCACUCCAGGGGUCCAACCCCACCACCCAGGGGUCCCACCCCACUCCAGCACUCCAGGGGUCCAACCCCACCACCCAGGGGUCCCACCCCACUCCAGCACUCCAGGGGUCCAACCCCACCACCCAGGGGUCCUACCCCACUCCAGCACUCCAGGGGUCCAACCCCACCACCCAGGGGUCCUACCCCACUCCAGCACUCCAGGGGUCCAACCCCACCACCCAGGGGUCCUACCCCACUCCAGCACUCCAGGGGUCCAACCCCACCACCCAGGGGUCCUACCACACUCUAGCACUCCAGGGGUCCAACCACACCACCCAGGGGUCCCACCCCACUCCAGCACUCCAGGGGUCCAACCCCACCACCCAGGGGUCCUACCCCACUCCAGCACUCCAGGGGUCCAACCCCACCACCCAGGGGUCCUACCCCACUCCAGCACUCCAGGGGUCCAACCCCACCACCCAGGGGUCCUACCCCACUCCAGCACUCCAGGGGUCCAACCCCACCACCCAGGGGUCCUACCCCACUCCAGCACUCCAGGGGUCCAACCCCACCACCCAGGGGUCCUACCCCACUCCAGCACUCCAGGGGUCCAACCCCACCACCCAGGGGUCCUACCCCACUCCAGCACUCCAGGGGUCCAACCCCACCACCCAGGGGUCCUACCCCACUCCAGCACUCCAGGGGUCCAACCCCACCACCCAGGGGUCCUACCCCACUCCAGCACUCCAGGGGUCCAACCCCACCACCCAGGGGUCCUACCCCACUCCAGCACUCCAGGGGUCCAACCCCACCACCCAGGGGUCCUUCCCCACCCAUUUUGAUUUUGAGCGCUGUUAUGUAACUUAUUCAUAA
Messenger RNA from Haliotis rufescens (red abalone), 1203 nucleotides. Its product is annotated as mucin-2-like. Lineage: Eukaryota; Metazoa; Mollusca; Gastropoda; Lepetellida; Haliotidae. The coding region runs from base 1 to 1203 and encodes 400 amino acids. The record is from RefSeq and is a predicted model, not a curated record. The transcript has 2 exons.